Molecule: messenger RNA, 2817 nt
Organism: Miscanthus lutarioriparius
Lineage: Eukaryota; Viridiplantae; Streptophyta; Magnoliopsida; Poales; Poaceae
Source: the annotation of a GenBank genome assembly
AUGUCUUACUCAAAGCCUAGUGAGAGGACCAGUCAUUGUUCUCCCAGUCCUAGCAAGACCCAGGAAAGGUCGCAUGCAAGGAUGUUAUCACAAACAACCCUUGAUUCUGAACUUAAUGCAGAAUAUGAAGAAUCAGGUAAUUCCUAUGACUACUUCAAGUUGGUUAAAAAACAACAGACCACCCAAAGUGAACCUGAACAACUAGGGCAUCCAGAGAAGGUCAUAGCGUACUUGCAGCAGAUUCAGAGAGCCAAGUUAAUCCAACCGUUUGGUUGCUUGUUGGCCCUUGAUGAGAAGAGCUUCAAUAUUAUUGCAUUCAAUUGGCACCAAUGUUCAGUCCAUUUCUCUGGCCCUAGUGUCGCCGCCCUGCAUAAGGCACUCAAAUUUGAUGAUGUUUCAUUGCUGAAUCCUAUUAUAGUUCAAUGCAAGACCUCAGGCAAGCAAAUGUAUGCCAUUGUCCAUAGGUCUACCAGUUGUCUGGUGGUAGAUUUGGAGCCUAUGAAGCAUACUGAAUUCCCUUCCAUUGCCACUAGGACUUCGCAGUCUUACAAGCCUGCUACCAAGGCAGUCUUCAAGAUGCGGUCACUACCAGGAGGAAGCAUGCAGAUCCUAUGCAAUACUGUGGUUAAGGAAGUGUUUGACCUUACCGGUUAUGAUAGGGUCAUGGCUUACAAGUUCCAUGAAGAUGACCAUGGUGAGGUCAUUGCGGAGAUCACAAAACCUGGUCUUGAGCCUUAUCUUGGUCUACACUAUCCAGCCACUGAUAUUCCUCAAGCUACCAGAGUUCUUUUCAUGAAGAGCAAAGUAUGGAUAAUUUGUGAUUGUCGAGCAAAUUCUGUGAAGACAAUAGAAGCUAAAGGACUCCCCUUUGACAUAAGUCUAUCUGGCUCAACUCUUAGAGCUCCACACAGACACAGUUGUCACCUUGAGUAUAUGAGGAACAUGAACUCAAUUGCACCACUUGUCAUGGCUGUAGUAAUAAAUGAGAAUAGAGAGGAUGAUGAUGUCAAGCCUGAAGAACCUCCAAAAGAACUCAAGAGUAGGAGACUAUGGGGUCUCCUUGUUUGCCACCAUGAGAGCCCUAGAUAUAUCCCGUUUCUAGUGCGAUAUGCUUGUGAGUUCUUGGCAGAAACAAUGCUCUCUGAUAUGUUGUUCCAUGACGCAUCUCCCCUGAGCAUCAUAUCUGGGAGUCCAAAUAUCAUGGACCUUGUUAAAUGUGAUGGUGCUGCUCUUUUGCAUGGUGACAAAGUGUGGCGGCUAGGCAUGGCUCCAACGGAGCCUCAGAUACGUGAUAUCGCCUCAUGGCUAUCAAAGGUCGUUCAUAGGGAUUCCACCGGUUUGAGUACCGAUAGCCUUAUUGAUGCUGGAUAUCCAGGGGAAGCUUCCCUUGGUGAUAGGAUUUGUGGAAUGGCAAUGGCUAAGAUUGCCCCAAAUGAUAUUGUUUUCUGGUUUAGGUCACAUACAACUGCUGAUAUCAAAUGGGGUGGUGCAAAGCAUGAUCCAUUUGACCAGGAUGACAACAGAAGAAUGCACCCUAGGUUGUCCUUCAUGGCAUUCCUCGAGGUUGUCAAGAUGAAAAGCCUGCCGUGGAAUGACUAUGAGAUGGAUGCUAUCUGCUCAUUGCAGCUCAUACUUAGAGAUAGGAUGAAUGGUGCAACAAAACCAACUGGGGCAGCUGGUUUCGAUAACCUACAGAUUGAUGAUAUCAAACUUGAUUGUCUUGAUAAAUUGCAUAUGGUUACAAGCAAAGAAGAGAAGGAGGUUCGAUUUGAAGUGAAAACCCACAGUUCAAGGGCAGAUGAUGGGCCAGUUAUCUUGGUUGCAAAUGCUUGUUCCAGCCGUGACAUUUCUGGCCAUGUAAUUGGGGUGUUCUUUGUGGCCCAAGAUAUGACUAUUCAUAAGCUGGCCAUGGACAAAUUUAUUCGAGUUGAUGGAGACUACAAGGCAAUCAUUCACAACACGAACCCACUCAUUCCUCCUAUAUUUGGUGCUGACCAGUUUGGGUGGUGCUCCGAGUGGAAUGCCGCCAUGACUAAGCUUACUGGAUUCCACAGAGAUGAGGUGCUCGAUAAGAUGCUUGUUGGUGAAGUCUUUGAUAGUAGCAAUGGCUCCAGUCUUUUGAAGAACCAUGAUUCAGUUGUACGCCAUUGCGUCAUUAUCAACUAUGCGCUGGCUGGUGAACAAACAGAUAAGGCCACAUUUGGCUUCUACAACCGAAAUGGGAAGUACAUUGAAUGUAUUCUGUCAACUUAUGGAAAAGAAAACACAGAUGGCAUUGUUGAUGGAGUAUUCUGCUUCAUACAUGUUCCUAGCCAGGAGCUGCAACAUCUGGAGAUGGUUGAAUUUGUAUUGCAAGAUGUGGUAGAGGGUGUUGUAAGUCAAGUACUGACAGCUUGCCAGGACAAAGACAUUGGAGUCCUUGUAAACCAGUUAGAGGGAUUUAUGAAGGAAAAACUUUAUGGUGAUGGAAUUCGACUCCAACAGAUUCUCUCUGACAUUCUAUUUAUUUCAGUGAUGUUCUCUAUAGUUGGGGGCUAUGUUGAGAUUUCCUACAACCUCACCAAGAACAACAUUAGCAAAAACCUUGACCUAAAACUUAGGAUCAAACACAAGGGAUUAGAUUUCCCUAGGGAAAUCUUGUCAAGAACUUACAAGGAUGACAUCAAAGAUAUGUCAGGGGAGGGUUUGAGCCUUGUAGUUUCAAGAUACAUUUUGAAGCUUAUGAAUGGUGACAUUCGUUAUGUAAGGAAAGUUGGCACGUCAACUUUCAUCCUCAUGACUGAACUUGCUUCGGCUCCUGCAGCCAUUGGACAAUGA